CAAGCGCCGUCACCCUGUUCGGCGUCUAUCAUUUGCGGAUCGAGACUGGACAAGACUGUGGACCCUGGGAGACUUUUGUUGUUGCAAGGCGCCAAAAUUGAUCUAUAAAUAUAAUAUGCUGUCAAGCUCCUGGCCGAUGAAACUCAUCCACUAUGCCUCGAUGCAUGAAGGCCCGCCCGUUGGACCCCUCGCUCCUUGUUAACGCUCUGUAACUUCCCUGGGGGGCGUUUCACUAUGCGAAUAUUCCACCACAGCAAGGAAAACAGCGCUCUCCAAGACUCUGCUUCAUCGCCACACGCUGGCUUGUCAAAACCGAUCAAGGCUACACGCUUUCGUCGGUUCUCCACUCUUGCCACCAUAGCCAUUCUCAAGCACUUUCGUCCUCAACGCGGUCGGGUCCUGCUGCUUACCAAACGACUAUGUGUCAAAUAUGGGCCUCUGAUAAACCUAUCCGAAGCUUCGGCAAUGGAAUUUGUGGCUCGCAACACGUCCAUCCCGACACCUAGAGUUCGUUGCUCAUUCGUUCGCAACGGUUGCACAUAUAUAGUAAUGGACAGAAUACGGGGCGAGCACAUCGGCCAUAAUUGGGUGUCUCGCUCGCCCGAGUCCAAAGCGAAGAUCUAUGCUCAACUGAAGAGGAUGGUGAAGCAGAUGCGUGCCAUCUCACCUCCAGGCCCGGGCGUCUCAGACGUGGAUGGGGGCGCUAUUUAUGACUGUCGACUCCCGGGCCCCUCACUGAAAUUUGGCCCUUUUGAUACGAUUCAUGAUUUCCACAAAUAUCUCCAUGGUGGUCUGGAGCCGCACCCUGACCAUUUCCCCGAGAUAAGCCAGCUUAUAGAAAUGCACAAUGGGCCUUGGCCGCCUCCAGUCUUCACUCAUGGUGAUUUAAGCAGCCUAAACAUCCUCGCACGAGGAGACGACGUUGUCGGAAUUAUCGACUGGGAAACGGCCGGGUGGUUUCCUCACUAUUGGGAGUAUACGACGGCAUGGCAGGUCAAUCCGCAGAAUUAUUUCUGGCGCGAGGAAAUCGAUAAUUUCCUUGAUGCAAUGCCUAGAGAAUUGGCUAUGGAGCAGAUUAGACUAAAAUAUUUUGGCGAUUUUUGAGCAUCAAUAGUAAGGGAAAAUCGAACUUGGUUGUGUUUUUCCCCGAGCUAAUGUGACAGAUUACAGGCCCGAGUCUCUGUCGCUCCUU
Molecule: messenger RNA, 1192 nt
Organism: Xylona heveae TC161
Lineage: Eukaryota; Fungi; Ascomycota; Xylonomycetes; Xylonales; Xylonaceae
Product: kinase-like protein
Exons: 1
Coding region: 235-1104 (289 amino acids)
Source: RefSeq, a predicted model, not a curated record